AUGGCCGACGGCCAUGCGGACGCGCCGACCGCGACGUCCACGAGCUGGCGCUACUGUCUCCACAUUACCUACUACGGUACGGGCUUCGUGGGGUGGCAACGACAGCAGCAGGCAGCGAAAAGCAGCUCGGGCCAUGACAGUGUGCAGGAGGUGGUAGAGAAGGCUGUGACGGAGACUUUGGGGGCCUCGCAGCGAGUCAACGUCACGGGCGUCAGCCGCACGGAUGCAGGCACGCACGCACUCUAUCAAUAUGGUUUCAUUCGACUCGGCUCGGAGCUGCCGAUGUCCUUGGAGGAACUGAAAGAUCAAGUCAAUGCCAAACUGGGAAGUGACCGAAUUGUGGUGCUUGGUGUGACGGUGCCGACGACGGGCCCGGCGCGGAUUCGAUCGCGGUACAAGAAGUACAUUUACUACUUGCAGCAAGGACACCGCCCGGACUUGGAGCUGGGCAAGUACUCGUGGUUCCUCGGUAGACGCCUGGACAUCCAGCGGAUUCGUGAUGCACUCAAGUAUUUGGAGGGCACGCACGACUUCCGUCCAUUUUCUCAGGGGCUGUUGAAGCCGAAGUUUGAGGAUCUAACAACGUUGCGAACCAUUAUUUCCGCAAAAGUUGUUGUUCGACGGAACGUGAACUUCUCGCUGGAUCCGCAAGUGUGCGGUAGUGGCGAGGUCAUUGACAAACGGAAGAUCGAGCAAGCCAAGGGAGGAGCACCCGUGCACUUUGUUUGCAUUGAGCUCGUUGCCAAUGGCUUCCUCCGGCACAUGGUACGACGGAUCAUUGGCACUUUGCGUCCAAUUGGUGAAGGCACGCAGCCACCUUCUCGAAUGCAGCAGGUACUAGCAGGUGAAGUCCAGCCUGGUCCAUCUGCCCCUACGAAAGCUCUGUGGUUGCAUCGUACUUGGCUCACACAAGAAGAGUACGACGCGGACAGUGCUGCGGAAAAGUAG
Molecule: messenger RNA, 948 nt
Organism: Phytophthora sojae
Lineage: Eukaryota; Oomycota; Peronosporomycetes; Peronosporales; Peronosporaceae
Exons: 6
Coding region: 1-948 (315 amino acids)
Biological process (GO): tRNA pseudouridine synthesis
Molecular function (GO): pseudouridine synthase activity; RNA binding
Source: RefSeq, a predicted model, not a curated record